Coregonus sp. 'balchen' is the source of this 7130-nucleotide messenger RNA. The record is from the annotation of a GenBank genome assembly. NCBI's taxonomy places the organism in Eukaryota, Metazoa, Chordata, Actinopteri, Salmoniformes, Salmonidae.
ACCAGAUUUGAAUUACGCAAUUUUUAUCACUAUACGUUUCUAUGCGUUCUGGAAAGUGGGCUUGCACGCGAGUUCCAGUGAGAGGUGUGGGGCAUUCUCCUCACGCUCCAAGGGGCGUGGUAUAUAGUUAAUAAAUUCUAGAAGUCAGUCGGGGUUUGGAAAACGCGACCGUGAGGACUGUUUUCUCCUUUGCUUUGCAUUAAAGAUGGCUUUAGAAAUGUAUUUAGACCUUUUCUCACAGCCCUGUCGCUCGGUGUAUAUCUUUGCCAAGAAAAACAACAUUCCUUUUGAUUUAAAAACUGUUUUGCUUUUGGAAGGUAGGUUAUUGUUUUUAUUUUAGGGACUGUGCUUUUAGUGUAGCCUACUGCAUUCGAUAAUUUUCACUGUUUAGUAUUUUAUUUGGAGUCUGGACACAAAUAAGUUGUUCAGAUAUGCAGAAAAUUAAACAGUGUAAAAAUGAAAAUGGGUGCUUUAAGUGUUGUGUUAAAGUGGUGAUUUAUUCCUUUUUGCACGUAUAAUAGAAGGUUAUCUAAAUCUCAGUAAAAAUUCAUUUACAGAAGUAGCUUGAAAAGGGGUGUUUUUCUGGAGGUGGAAGUUUAAAUCAGGUAUGCUUCUAGUCUUAUUUACAGAAGUAGCCUGAAAAGGGGUGUUUUUCUGGAGGUGGAAGUUUAAAUCAGGUAUGCUUCUAGUCUUGCUUGCAUGCAAGUAGCCUAGUUUGUUGUAGGCCUAGUCUACCCUAACCCUGUCCUGGGUUUCUCAACUCCACAAUACAGCUUCUACCCCCAAGCCAUAAGACUGCUGAACAAUUAAUCAAAUGGCUACCGGGACUAUUUGCACUGCUGCUACUAGCUGUUUAUUAUCUAUGCAUAGUCACUUUACCCAUACCUACAGUACCAGUCAAAAGUUUGGACACACCUACUCAUUUAAGGGUUGUUCUUUAUUUUUACUAUUUUCUGCAUUGUAGAAUAAUAGAGAAGACAUCAAAACUAUGAAAUAACACAUAUGGAAUGAUGUAGUAACCAAAAACUGUUAAACAAAUAAACAUUUAUUUUAUAUUUGAGAUUCUUCAAAUAGCUACCCUUUGCCUUGAUGACUGCUUUGCACACUCUUGGCAGUCUCUCAACCAGCUUCACCUGGAAUGCUUCCCACAUAUGCUGAGCACUUGUUGGCUGCUUUUCUUUCACUCUGCGGUCCGACUCAUCCCAACCCAUCCCAAUUGGGUUGAGGUCGGGGGAUUGUGGAGGCCAGGUCAUCUGAUUCAGCACUUCAUCACUCUCCUUCUUGGUCAAAGAGCCCUUACACAGCCUGGAGGUGUGUUGGGUCAUUGUCCUGUUGAAAAACAAAUGAUAGUCCCACUAAGCCCAAACUAGAUGGGAUGGCGUAUCUCUGCAGAAUGCUGUGGUAGCCAUGCUGGUGAAUUCUAAAUAAAAUCACAGACAGUGUCACCAGCAAAGCACCCCCACACCAUAACACCUCCUUCUCCAUGCGUUACGGUGGGAACUACACAUGGAGAGAUCAUCCGUUCACCCACACAGCGUCUCUCAAAGACACGGCGGUUGGAACCAAAAAUCUCAAAUUUGGACUAAUGUCCAUUGCUCGUGUUUCUUGGCCCAAGCAGGUCUCUUCUUAUUAUUUGUGUCCUUUAGUAGUGGUUUCUUUGCAGCAAUUUGACCAUGAAGGCCUGAAUCAUACAGUCCCCUCUGAACAGUUGAUGUUGAGAUGUGUCUGUUACUUGAACUCUGUGAAGCAUUUAUUUGGGCUACUAUUUCUGAGGCUGGCAACUCUUAUGAACUUAUCCUCUGCAGCAGAGGUAACUCUGGGUCUUCCUUUCCUGUGGCGGUCCUCAUGAGUGCCAGUUUCAUAAUUGCGACUGCACUUGAAGAAACUUUCAAAGUUCUUGAAAUGUUCCAUAUUGACUGACCUUCAUGUCUUAAAGUAAUGAUGGACUGUCGUUUCUCUUUGCUUAUUUGAGCUGUUCUUGCCAUAAUAUGGACUUGGUCUUUUACCAAAUAGGGCUAUCUUCUGUAUACUCCCCCAUACCUUGUCACAACACAGCUGAUUGGCUCAAACACAUUAAGAAGGAAAGAAAUUCCACAAAUUAACUUUUAAGAAGGCACACCUGUUAACUGAAAUUCAUUCCAGGUGACUACCUCAUGAAGCUGGUUGAGAGAAUGCCAAGAGUGUGCAAAGCUUUCAUCAAGGCAAAGGGUAGCUAUUUGAAGAAACCCAAAUAUAAAAUAUAUUUUGAUUUGUUUAACACAUUUUUGGUUACUACAUGAUUCUAUAUGUGUUAUUUCAUAGUUUUGAUGUCUUCACUAUUAUUCUACAAUGUAAAAAUAAAAUAAAAACCUUGAAUGAGUAGUUGUCCAAACGUUUGACUGGUAGUGUAUACAGUGGGGAAAAAAAGUAUUUAGUCAGCCACCAAUUGUGCAAGUUCUCCCACUUAAAAAGAUGAGAGAGGCCUGUAAUUUUCAUCAUAGGUACACGUCAACUAUGACAGACAAAAUGAGGAAAGAAAUUCCAGAAAAUCACAUUGUAGGAUUUUUAAUGAAUUUAUUUGCAAAUUAUGGUGGAAAAUAAGUAUUUGGUCAAUAACAAAAGUUUCUCAAUACUUUGUUAUAUACCCUUUGUUGGCAAUGACACAGGUCAAACGUUUUCUGUAAGUCUUCACAAGGUUUUCACACACUGUUGCUGGUAUUUUGGCCCAUUCCUCCAUGCAGAUCUCCUCUAGAGCAGUGAUGUUUUGGGGCUGUCGCUGGGCAACACAGACUUUCAACUCCCUCCAAAGAUUUUCUAUGGGGUUGAGAUCUGGAGACUGGCUAGGCCACUCCAGGACCUUGAAAUGCUUCUUACGAAGCCACUCCUUCGUUGCCCGGGCGGUGUGUUUGGGAUCAUUGUCAUGCUGAAAGACCCAGCCACGUUUCAUCUUCAAUGCCCUUGCUGAUGGAAGGAGGUUUUCACUCAAAAUCUCACGAUACAUGGCCCCAUUCAUUCUUUCCUUUACACGGAUCAGUCGUCCUGGUCCCUUUGCAGAAAAACAGCCCCAAAGCAUGAUGUUUCCACCCCCAUGCUUCACAGUAGGUAUGGUGUUCUUUGGAUGCAACUCAGCAUUCUUUGUCCUCCAAACACGACGAGUUGAGUUUUUACCAAAAAGUUAUAUUUUGGUUUCAUCUGACCAUAUGACAUUCUCCCAAUCCUCUUCUGGAUCAUCCAAAUGCACUCUAGCAAACUUCAGACGGGCCUGGACAUGUACUGGCUUAAGCAGGGGGACACGUCUGGCACUGCAGGAUUUGAGUCCCUGGCGGCGUAGUGUGUUACUGAUGGUAUGCUUUGUUAAUUUGGUCCCAGCUCUCUGCAGGUCAUUCACUAGGUCCCCCCGUGUGGUUCUGGGAUUUUUGCUCACCAUUCUUGUGAUCAUUUUGAUCCCACGGGGUGAGAUCUUGCGUGGAGCCCCAGAUCGAGGGAGAUUAUCAGUGGUCUUGUAUGUCUUCCAUUUCCUAAUAAUUGCUCCCACAGUUGAUUUCUUCAAACCAAGCUGCUUACCUAUUGCAGAUUCAGUCUUCCCAGCCUGGUGCAGGUCUACAAUUUUGUUUCUGGUGUCCUUUGACAGCUCUUUGGUCUUGGCCAUAGUGGAGUUUGGAGUGUGACUGUUUGAGGUUGUGGACAGGUGUCUUUUAUAUUGAUAACGAGUUCAAACAGGUGCCAUUAAUACAGGUAACGAGUGGAGGACAGAGGAGCCUCUUAAAGAAGAAGUUACAGGUCUGUGAGAGCCAGAAAUCUUGCUUGUUUAUAGGUGACCAAAUACUUAUUUUCCACCAUAAUUUGCAAAUAAAUUCAUUAAAAAUCCUACAAUGUGAUUUUCUGGAUUUUUUUUCCUCAAUUUGUCUGUCAUAGUUGACGUGUACCUAUGAUGAAUAUUACAGGCCUCUCUCAUCUUUUUAAGUGGGAGAACUUGCACAAUUGGUGGCUGACUAAAUACUUUUUUUCCCCACUGUAUGUACAUAUUACCUCAAUUACCUUGACUAACCUGUACCCCCACAUAUUGACUCAGUACCUGUAUAUAGCCUCAUUAUUGUUAUUUUAUUGUGUGACUUUUUAAAAACUUUAGUUUAUUUAGUAAAUAUUUUCUUAAAACUGCAUUGUUGGUUGUGGGCUUGUAAGUAAGCAUUUCACGGUAUUCAGCGCAUGUGACAAAUAAAAUUAGAUUUUUAAGCCUUGAGACAACAGAGACAUGGAUUGUGUGUGUGCCAUUCGGAGGGUGAAUGGGCAAGAAAAAUAUUUAAGUGCAUUUGAACAGGGUAUGGUUGUGGGUGCCAGGUGCACCGGUUUGUGUCAAGAACUGCGCUGCUAUGUUUUUCAUGCUCAACAGUUUCCUGUGUGUAUCAAGAAUGGUCCAUCACCCAAAGGACAUCCAGACAACUUGACACAACUGUGGGAAGUAUUGGAGUCAACAUGGGCCAGCAUCCCUGUGGAACGCUUUCGACACCUUGUAGAGUCCAUGCCCCAACAAAUUGAGUCUAUUCUGAGGGCAAAAGGGGGUGCAACUUAAUAUUAGGAAGGUGUUCCUAAUGGUUUGUACACUCCGUGUUGGUGGCUUAUUACAGAAGUAAGUCGAUCAUGCAUCUCUGUGUCAUUCACUACAUUUCAGGAGAGCAGUAUGGAGAAGAGUUUGGGAAGAUCAACAUGAUGAGGAAAGCUCCUGCAAUCCGAGAUGGAGAGUUCUGCUUGGCUGAAAGGUGGGAAUGACAACAUUGAGUUGAGAUCAACCAUCUCUACCUUAUCUGAUUAGGCAAUGUAAUAAGACUAUUUAACAAAUCCUUUGUGAUCGCUAGAGUAGCUAAACAUAUCCUCAUUCUGAUUUUAGUAAUGAUUCUAAUAAAGUGGCGAGGCAAAGAGUUUCAAUGACUAAACUGGCCAAUCAUCUCUGCAGCAUUGCCAUCAUGAAGUAUCUGGCAGAGAAGUACAAGACCUCAGACCACUGGUAUCCAGCCGACCUGCAGAAGCGUGCCCGUGUCAAUGAAUACCUGUCCUGGCAGCAUAUGGGCAUACGUAUGCAUGGCUCAAAGAUGUUUUGGCUCAGGGUAAGUAAUGCUACUACAUGGUCGGAUUUAGAAUUGUUUUCACAUUGUACUUUGAUGAACUUUGGACUUUGUUCAGUCCAACCCAGAUAGCAAGGUUUACUCAGUAGUGAAUAAACAUCAUUUUUUCCUGUGGUCAAAUAAAGUCACACACCAAGAAGAUUUAGGUAAUAAUAAUGGUAUUAUUAUAAACAGGUAAAUGCGUCCAGUUUUCCAUGUUAGAUGUGUGUGCGCGGGCAGUAGUUUGUGAAGAAAUAGACUACAGCGUACACAUUGCCAAAGCAGGUGACUGGCCCUUCGAGUUUCACUGACGAAACAAAAUAUAUCCCACUCUGCUUCUCCUACAUUGUUACAAGCAUUGUUAUAAGAAUUUGAUACAGAGCUGUUUUGCACCUCUGUGUCCAAAUACCUGUUAUGUUAGAUUUUGAGAGAUGAGGUUGAUCUCAUGCCUUCUCGUUUUUCAUGGUAUAAUAUCAAGUUUCGGAAUUCAACACGUUUGUGUUUUACAUUAUAAAAGGCUGUCUGUAUUGUAGCUCUUGAUUCCAAAGAUCAUGGGUGUGGAGGUCCCCAAGGACAAGAUGGAUGGAGCCCUGGAGGACCUGGAAGGCUCUCUGAAACUCAUUGAAGAAAAGUUCAUUGGGGACAAGCCCUUUAUCGCAGGAGAGCAGAUUUCCUUGGCCGACCUGGUGGCCAUUGUUGAGAUCAUGCAGGUGAAUGUUUUGCAGAUCUUGUCUCUUCCUACUUCACUGUAGUGAAGUACGUUUUACAUUUACAUUUUUUGUCAUUUACCAGACACUCUUAUCCAGAGCAAUUUACAGGCGAAAUUAGGGUUAAGUUCCUUGCUCAGGGUAACAUCGACAGAUUUUUCACCUAGUCGUCUCGGGGAUUCGAACCAGCGACCUUUCGGUUACUGGCCAAACACUCUAAACCACUAAGCUACCUGCAGUGAAAUGUCCAAAUCAAUUACUAAAUCUGUGUCUUUGGUUUGGAGCUGCUUGCUUCCACAAGUGUUAACUUGAACAAUUAUUGAUAUAUGAAACAAGUGUGAAUCAUCACAAACCUAACAAUCAAUUUUGUUGUAAUACAUUGUUAUAUUGUGGGCCUUCUGAGUGUGUUUCUGCGUUUUGGUAUCCUACAGCCCGUCGGUUCUGGCUUGGAUGUGUUUGAGGGGAGACUUAAGCUAAGUGCCUGGCGAGACAGGGUUCAGGCGGAGAUCGGGAAGGAGCUGUUCGAUGAGGCUCACCAGGGGAUUCUUGCGUCCCAGGAAAUGGUGAAGAAUAUGGACAGCAGCAAGAUGCAGAUCUUCAAACCCAAGAUCUUGAAAAUGUUCCUCUGAAUGCUGCAAUGACAGUGCAGAGGAAUUCAAAUUAAGCUGGUCCUCAGAUAAAUAAUCAAGCUUGAUCUUUUAUUUAGCCACUAUGCACCAUGUGUAACAUAAUAACAAAAAAAUCUAAAUGUUCUAUAUGGAAACAAAAACUCAAGACAUUUCCUGUUAGUGCCAAUUAUAUACAAUAAUUAUUUUUCUAAAUGUUCUAAAAAGCUGUUUUUACCUUUCACUGUUUUUGAUUGACUGAAUAAUAUAUUGAAUUCAGACAACCAGGUUUAACGUUUGCAAACAAUAUAUGAUCUGUUUCAAUGUUGAUUGGGUGGGUGUCCUUUCUUUGCUGUCUACAUCUUUCACCACAAUCAACCAUAGACUAGAGAAGUCUGGCAUGCAAUAGUGCCUUGUUAGCUAUUGCGUAAAACUAUCAAGCACCCCAAUGGGGAGGUGAAAUAUGAGGAACCUUUUCCUCUCACUCCCUGUGUGGGAAUGUAAAUCACAGUUAGUGGUUUCCUGCAAGUUAUGGUGUGUGGGCCGUUCUGUGAAAUGUUGGCUGGGAUACUUCCUUAUCUCAUGGGAUAGAGGGAAGGAAUCAACAGCUGGUAUUUUUCUUCUCCCGACCUCAUGAAGUCAUACCCAUAGCCCUAUAGCACAUGCAUUUGUGUUAGUCGAAGAGGAGUAAAAUGUUGUUGUAAGAAACCCCAAAUAAAUCAUUGAUAUUGAGUUAAAUA